AUGGGCCCGAACAGGUCCUCAUCCCCACACGGCAGCGAACACCGAUCAUCGAGUCCCCUCUCCAAAGGAGCUCCUCCCCCCGCACUAUCGCCACCUGUACCUCCCAAAGAUCGCCUUUCGCUUCCUCAAACACCUCAGCGCAAACCAGUCCAGCGCCAAAAAUCGCCUCUUUCUACCGAAGCCUUCUCAUCCCCUGCAAUGAACGUUCCUGGCUCGUUUCCAGACGAGCCACAGCCCAUACCAGAAACCCCACCGGAAGGCCGAUCAUCCAAACGUCUCAGCAGUAUGACCAAGAUCCUCCCCUUUAAAACAUUGCGCAAAUCAUACGAUCAGACCUCGCCCUCGGAUAGUAGCUCUAGCAGCUUCAGACCUACAACACCGGGUGGUGACAGUGUCAAUUCCUCGCCCAAACCCAGUCUACGAAAGAAAGUGAGCGGAACAUUCUGGCGGCGAACGAGCAGCUUGAGUAUGGGCUUUACACCGGGCGAGAAUGGGCAUGCCACUGCGACUAGCCCUAAUGGUACAAACAGCGCCCACCACGCCGCUAUCACCGAGGACUCACGCCCCUCUACACCCGUGUUUGCGGAGGACACCCUCCCGAUCAAGAAGAGAAAGAGCGGUACAUUCUGGCGCCGUACCAGCAGCCUCACGCUCUCCCAGACAAUGAACGCCGAGAAGCAAGGAUGGGGCAGAAGAAAGAGCAACGACAUGAAUCUGAACGGGAACGGGAAUGGUAACGGCACAGCUGCGAGCAUGGAUCCCGCGGUGAUCACAGAGCAGGCGGAGAAGGAAGACCAACAAGAAGCCAGCCCUGUGAGAAAGAUAUCUACGAACGGGAGGAAAGCAAUACCAACGAGGAAGCCAUCAGAGCGUGAACCACUGCCAGCGCCCAAGCGUUCGUACAGUCCGCCUCCGCAAAUUCCCGCGUUCGUCGGAGGAGGUAGCGGGUUGGGAAUGGAUGAGGAUUUCUUCAAGAGUUUUGGGUAG
Messenger RNA from Bacidia gigantensis, 987 nucleotides. RefSeq lists its product as uncharacterized. The transcript has 2 exons. The record is from RefSeq and is a predicted model, not a curated record. The coding region runs from base 1 to 987 and encodes 328 amino acids. NCBI's taxonomy places the organism in Eukaryota, Fungi, Ascomycota, Lecanoromycetes, Lecanorales, Ramalinaceae.